GACCAUAGACAUAGAUUGGGACUAGUGUCCGAGACCGAAUACUGAAAUAUAAUUUGUCUGAACAUAGCCACAAACAAGUGACGUUAAUGAAUAAACAACGAUUUUCCAGCAACAAAGGUUCGCGUUUAAUUCUGUUUGUUCAAUUUUUCGUACAAAGAAGCUAAACGAACAUCUGCAAAGAAAACCGAGUUCGCUUACCUGAAUCCUGAAUCCUGAAUCCGUAAACAUAACGCAGAAAUGGCGGCCGCUGAGCAAGUGGGUCUAAACAAAACGUGGGAAUUGUCCCUUUACGAGUUGCAUAGAACACCACAGGACACGAUUACGGAUAAUACCGAGAUUGCUGUCAGCCCGAGGAGCUUGCACAGCGAGCUUAUGUGUCCGAUAUGUCUGGACAUGCUGAAGAAGACGAUGACCACCAAGGAGUGUCUUCACCGUUUUUGCUCCGACUGCAUCAUCACGGCGCUCAGGAGCGGAAACAAGGAAUGUCCGACCUGCCGGAAAAAGCUGGUUUCCAAAAGGUCGCUGAGACCGGAUCCCAACUUCGACCUCCUUAUAUCAAAGAUAUACCCAAGUCGUGACGAGUACGAGGCUCACCAGGAACGUGUUCUAGCUAAACUGAACAAAUCUCACUCUCAGGCGGCUCUGGUCAAUUCCAUAACAGAGGGAAUUAAGCUUCAAAGCCAGAACAGGCCGCAAAGGUCUCGGAAGAAUGCUAACGAGCCUGAAAAUGCCAACGGUACGGCCUCUUAUAGCGCUGGGAACACCAGUGGACGGACAACUCCCAAUCCAACUGCAAACCUGGCUAAUCAAAGUGACUCGUCGCAAGGGCCAAUAGGAAUUCCGAACAACAGCACGUUGAUGGUUAACAUAAUUACCAAUAGUCAGAAUCAGCAGAAUUCUACCAACAGUGUCUCCCAGCCUGCGAGCAGCCCUGCAGUGUCGGGCACGACGUCCCGAAAUUCAACCACGCCUUCUCCAAAGCCUGCAAAGCGGCAGAAAAGUCAGCAGAAUUCCGAAAACGAUUCUGCAGGGUCCAGUGUCGAGGCUGAGACUGGCGGAGGAGAAUCUAUGGUCGAUACGGAGGGGGAAGGACCUGGGGAACCACUUAUGCUGAACGAAAUUGAACUCGUUUUCAAACCACAUCCAACGGAAAUGGCUGAGGAUAAUUCAUUGAUUAAAGCAUUGAAGGAGAACAGCAUUCGAUACAUAAAAACGACAGCUAAUGCAACAGUUGACCAUCUGAGCAAAUAUCUCGCCACUCGACUAACGCUCGAUUUGGACACAGAACUGUCAGAGUCCCACCGACACUUGAAUUUCUGCAUAUACAUAGCUCCGUCUCCCGGCCAGCUGGUCGUUCUCAGUGGUUCUCAAACGUUGCGACAAGUCAAUGACAAGUUUUGGCGAGUUAAUCGACCUCUGGAAAUGUAUUAUUCAUGGAAAAGAACCUAAGACAUAGAUUAUCGUUUUCCCCUGCAAUUUGUGCGAGUAUCGCGGAAAAUUAAAGUGGUGAUCAUUGCUAGAGCAGUUUAAGGAAGAUUCACAACCGACUCGUCAAAGCUGCAGCUGCUAAGAAAGUUGCAGUGGCUCACUAAUCGUCACCCCAAUGUUUAACUUGUCUGUCUGCAAUUGGAUCACCAGACGCGUUCUUACGCGUUGGCGUCGCCGAAUCGGAGUACAACAUAUAUUUAUACGUAAUUUUUAAGGCAGCGUCGUCAUGCAAAGGAACUCGCCGAUGAUUUUUUCCGACUCUCUGUGUAAAUACCCGCGUCUUACGAUUGGACAUUAGCGGAUCUAGGUGAAAGGAUCAGGGUCCAGCGACACUCGUUUCACGGAAUAGGUAACGAGUGACAAGAUAUGAUACAGAUGGUAAAGAUCAUUUAUUACGGUAAUGUGCAAAAUAAAUAUAGGCCUACAUAGGUAUUUUUACCAUUUCGAGAUGGUGCAGGUAUCCUACCUUCUUCUCUUUUCUCGCUUCUUAAAAAUCUUCUAUAUCCAUUUCUACACGAUGGAAUUAGUAUCAUGGUUAUGAAGUACUUCCAAAUGAACUCCUGUCUAGCCAGGGUGUCCAUAAAAAGAUGAAUAAAGUUUUACUAUCGGGCAACAACAGUUUUCAAGAUCUCUGAGGAAUCUGUAUAUCGGUUUUUUAAUAUUGAAAAGUACCUUUUAUAACCAUGCUGUUUAACAAAUAAGUGAUUAUCCUUAGAUAUUAAUUUCUAUCGAUAUUUAACCGAACAAGAAUGAAUUGUAACAUAAAUAUUUUACGUACCUUGAAAAGGAACUAGGUAAAACUGUGUUAAUAAAAACAUCAUGUAAAUAGUACGCAUCGUUGAAAAUUUAGAACGUGAGUACCGAGAUCUGUAAGAAAAGAAAAAAACACAACAAUCGUCAAUGAAAU
Messenger RNA from Diprion similis, 2395 nucleotides. RefSeq names its product E3 ubiquitin-protein ligase RING1-like. NCBI's taxonomy places the organism in Eukaryota, Metazoa, Arthropoda, Insecta, Hymenoptera, Diprionidae. Gene Ontology annotation, cellular component: PcG protein complex; ubiquitin ligase complex. The coding region runs from base 238 to 1449 and encodes 403 amino acids. Gene Ontology annotation, molecular function: chromatin binding; ubiquitin protein ligase activity. The transcript has 5 exons. The record is from RefSeq and is a predicted model, not a curated record.